GUUCCCCCAGGUUCUGUCAGGCGAGGCUGACAGGGUGUUGGGGUCCCUGAGGUGUAGGGGGUGGAUGAUGAGCCCGGGGAGGUCGGAUGGAGGAACUGAAGGCUUCCCAGCCCCGGUGCUGUUCAAACUGAGUAGGGUCCCCACUAAAGGGCCAAUCUGAACCCUGACAUCCCUGCCCCUGCUGGUCCCCACAGUUCGCUCCACCCUGCCUGCUGGGGGUGCCUAACCUCCCUUCCUUUGCCUUUCCAGCUCCCCAAGACCAUAGCAACUGCAGAAGCUGAAGACAUUUCCAGAAGUUCAAGCUUCCACCCUCUGCAGGUCCCCACUGAGCUGGGACCCAGGUCAUCCACUCCACCCCAAAUCCCUGGAUAGGAAACCCCUUUCUCCUCCUGCUCCUCGUCCCCUUCAUCCCUGCCCCCCAGCAUCCUACUGGCCCCAGCACCUGAGGCCAGACUGUCUGAGAUCCUCUGAAGGCCAGACUUGCUGUCCACCCCGGUAGAAGGCAGGCAGCCUGGCCAUGUGCCCUCCGGUCAGCGUGCGGUAUGAGGAAGAGGGCCUGUCCUACCUCUACGCCUCCUGGAUGUAUCAGCUUCAACAUGGAGAUCAGCUAAGCAUUUGCUUCACUUGCUUCAAGGCUGCCUUUCUAGACCUUAAAGACUUGCUGGAGUCAGAGGACUGGGAAGAAGACAACUGGGACCCUGAGCUGAUGGAGCACACUGAGGCAGAGUCGGAGCAGGAGGGGUCCUCAGGGAUGGAGCUGAGCUGGGGGCAGAGCCUAGGACAGCCUGCGCAGGAGGGCUCUGAGGCAUGGGGGCUAGGGACCCUGGCACCAGCCCCAGAAGGGUUGGAAGAUGCAGGUCUGGACCCCCACUUUGUGCCCACUGAACUAGGGCCUCAGGAGGCUGUACCCCUGGGCCUGGGCCUUGAGGAUGCUGACUGGACCCAGGGUCUGCCCUGGAGAUUUGAGGGGCUUCUUACCUGCUCACAUUGGCCAAGCUCCUUUCCUUCAUAGCAGGGGUUUCUCAAAGUGGACCUGCCCCCAGGGGAGCCCAUGGUGUUGGGGCUGGGCAUUACCUGGGCAGUGGACCCUGCCGAGGAUGAGGCCUGGUUACUGGCCCUGUAGCUUGUCUCCAUGGUGGGCUGCUAUGAUGCCACCUACCUGCAGAAGAUGACCCCAGACAGGGCCCUGAGGACCCCAGGGCAGCACUGGAAAUUGCUGCUGGAGCCUGGUGAAGUGUGGGUGGUGAGACUCCAAGAUGUUCCCCAAGAGCAGGACCUGCACUGGUGGACACUGAGCUUUCUAGAAACAUCCUCAACAGGACACAGAGCAGAGCUGGCCCCUGCAGCCUCAGCCCUGCAGAAGAGGAUUCACCAUAGUCUCUUACUCACCCUGGACCAACAGGGAGAGAAAGAAGGGGGACUCGGCCUGUAAGCCACAGUCCUCCAGUCAAGAACAGGAUCCCAGCACCCCUGAGACACACAGCAGGGGUCCUGAAGAAAGCCUGGCUGUUACAGGAGCCUCAGCCAUGGGGGAGCUGCCCUGUUUCCAGCCUCAGUCCAGCGCUCCAGAACUGAGAGACUAAGACUCAUGUAGCUGCCAUUGUCCUGGGUAUACCAGGACAUCAGAGACUGGGAAGGGCCAGCAAUUGCUCUUCCAUUACAGCCAGGGGAGCAGUUGGCAAAGGAUAGGCCCUUUGCCCGUGGAAACAAGGGGAGCAACUUUAGGGGCUGGGACAUAGGGCCUGCUGUGGCCUCAGAGGGAAGCAUUACAAAUAUUUGUAACCUGGAAACAAGUUCUUAUUAGUUGAUUGUCAUAUAGUUCUGGACGUGUUGGCCUGAAUGGCUAUUGUGCUGCUUGUGACAUGGGGCGCAGGGCACAGAAUUUGUGCCUAUUUCACCUUGGUCAUGGGGAGGGACAUUGCUUGUAAAACACACGCUCUGCAGAACACACCAGAAUCUGUUGUGACCUGGACAUGUUCUCGACUUUGCCAGGACAAUCUCAGGGGUGCCACAAGACCCCAUCGGCAGCACUAGGGUCUCUGGUCUACGGUGGAGGGAGAGCUGGUUUCAAACAUUGGCCGUUGAUGCAAUUUAACCAUUUAAUUCCUGUUGCUCUAUAUGUUGUUUUUAAUUUUAAAAAGUCAUAAAAGCUUUCAAUCAAG
Messenger RNA from Chlorocebus sabaeus (green monkey), 2162 nucleotides. It is a transcript of the gene TEX19, whose product is annotated as testis expressed 19. Gene Ontology annotation, cellular component: cytoplasm; nucleus. Gene Ontology annotation, biological process: spermatogenesis; male gonad development; placenta development. NCBI's taxonomy places the organism in Eukaryota, Metazoa, Chordata, Mammalia, Primates, Cercopithecidae. The record is from RefSeq and is a predicted model, not a curated record.